UAAAAAAUAAGUGUUAGUAAUUUAAAAAAAAAUAAAAGUAAAAGUAUAAUAAACAAUGCAGAUAAAGUGGUAAAUGAAAACCCGUUACUUUAAAUAGCAAAACAAACAAAAAAUAACAAAAAUGUGAAUUUAGACGAAUCGCAGAACUUAAAGCCAGCUGCUGCAUAAGUACAAACAAAACAUGGCCGCCAGGAUGUACAACAAAUACAGCAACUUCUAGCAGCGACCUCAACCACACGCACACACACACAUUUACAUAUGAGGCACCCAUACAGAUGUACAAACACACGCAACACGAACGCAGGCAGACGGCAUUUAAGUUGCUGGAUAUUGGAUUUUAAGAUACUAAGGAAGGCGGCGCCAUGCUUAAAAGCAAUCAGUUAGAAUAGAGCACCAAGACUGUGGCAAGUGUGGAACGGAGAGACGCAUUUGGGACAGAGACUGAAUUUUUAAACAACUGAAACAAUGUUGGACUGAGUGGAAAACUAUCAAAUUGAGCAUCUGAGUAGAAGGUGGAAACUGAGACUAGAUUUGGGAUUUUGGAAUAUUAUAUUAAAAGAAGCAGCAGCAGCAGCAGCAGCAACGACAACGAGAGUCUGUUGGGAGCGUGGUGGGCGAUCUGCAGUUUGGUUACGUUACUCAGCUUUGCGUCAGUAAGCUUUCGACAGUUGACAACGCGAGACGUGUUAACGCGUACGGCAGUUGAUAACCGACGGCAACGCGUCGCGUCUGUCGGCGCAGUCGACGUAAAUGCUAAAAAAAUUUAGAAAUAAAGUAAAAAAAAGACGCAUCGUAAAAAAAAACAUACAGAAGCUAAAAUGCAACGCACUAAUAUUGAGUUCGAGCGUCAACGUCAUCUGGCCAAUUGGCUUGUGAAGAGCAGUCCGCACAUGGCAGCUGCUGCAGCAGCGGGCGCAGCACCACCCACGGCAGGAGUUGCCACUGGAGCUGCUGCAGCGGUUGGCGCAGCUGUUGCUGGCGGAGGAAGUGUGGCAGCUGCAGUACAAGGGGCGCCCAGCAACAGCGCUACUGUCGCUUGUAACGGUGCCCCACCUGGUGUACAUCACGGCCACAAGGCAGCGGCGUUCGCUGCUGCUGCAGCCGCCGCCGCCGCAAUAGCUGCUGUCGAGGCGCGGAAUCCGAAGUUGCGUCGCUUCAACUCCCACGACACCAGCUCCAAUAUGUUCUCUGUGGCAGAUUUUGAAAAUGCGCGACUGGCGCGUCGUAAUGAGAUUGAGUUGAAGCAGCGGCUGGCACGCAGGCAGCGCAAUAGCGCUAAUGGCAGCUACGGCUUAGCCAGCAGCAGCUCUAACAACAACAAUAUCAACAAUACAGGUGUCUAUAUGGGCAGCACUAACGCGGGCUACAGUGGCUUCUGUGGUGGACUUAAUGGAAGCGGCGACUACUCUACUGGCGACAGCAAGAACUCCAAGUGCAGCAGCAGUAGCGAGCAGGAUCCGAUGCCUGCUGAAGUGUUUUUGGAGCGGUAUUCGUUGCCGCGAGUGGUGCGAAUCUUAUACAGCAGCAAGAGUUCCAAUGAGACUCUUCAGUCUAGCUCAUCCCAUGGCUCCUCAACAGCUGCAUCGAGUAACUCAUCGACAGGCGUGAAGCAACAGUCACAAUUGCAGUUGCAGUCCCAUUCGCAGCAGCAGGUGAAUGAGCCUGGCACCAAUUCAACUUCUAGCGCCGGCAGCUGCCCACAGCCUGGCCACGAUGAGCUCUUUCUUCUCUAUAGGCUAGUGCGUCAGCGUAUUAUCUAUCAUGGCCACAAUGCGAAGACGCAGCGCAAAAAGUGGGUGCUCAUACCCCAGGAGUUUCCAGGGUAUUUUUCGCUGCUAAACGAAAAGGGACUGCCGACAGCCACGCAGUACGUCUCACUAAUGCAGUUGGUGCGAGAGCGCGUCUACAAGUUUGCCUCGGUGGACAAUAUGCCCGCCUUUACAGAGUCCUCUCCGCCCGGAGGUGCCAACGGGGCAACCAGUCCCACCCACGAGGGCUGCUUGCCCAGCAUCAAACAAAGGCCGCAGUACGUGAAGACGACGGCCAGGGGCGGGCAGGUGUUUCGGUUGCUCGCUGUAUUUGAGGACGGCAAGCAGGAGCAUCACGGUAUGCAGCAGCAACACCAUCAGCAUCAUCACCAGGCGAGUGUCUUGAACAGUAUGUCCAAGUCGAAUUUAAUAGCGGGCCGGGACAAGGAGAAGGGACGCUAUGCACAGCUGCUGAACGAGCAAAGGCAGGUGAUGUAUGUGCCGCUGGCGACCAAAGGAAAGUUCUACGAGAUAGAGCCGGGCAUACCGCAGUUGCUUCAAAAGAUGGGCGACACGCAGCGUAAGCUGAAUCCUGAGUGUGUAUAUAGACUAGGAGUGUUGGUGGCAGCGGCUAAGCAGUUGCCUCUAACGCUGCGCUACAUUUCGGGACCCGCUGGCGCUGAAAUCCCUGAGCAUCUGUGCAUUAGUCGUGUGAGUCGGGAAGAUGUCAUCAUUGGCUGUCCGCUGGAGGAGUUGGAUGGAAGUGGUCAGGUGCAACCGCAACAGCAGCAUCAGCUUCAGCUGCGUAAACUCUAUGUCAGCCGAGAGAUGCAGCUGCUCAAGUGCUUACUGGGCUUCGAUACGGAACAGCGCAUGCUGGCCAAUGCUCAAGUGCAAAACAUUCUGAAGUUUUGUCAAUUCAAUUGCGAUCAGUUUCUCAAGCUGGUGGAGAUUGAGCUGAUGCAGCCGAACGAACGCUCGAGCAGCAAAUCGCGUGAAGGCCUCAAAAUUCUAAAGCCUUUGCAUUUGCCCAAGUUGUUACGCCGCGAGAAGAGCGGCAUGACAGCCACGGCGGCUCAUGAGAAGGAAGAUUCCAUCAUUUUUCUAAGCAAAACGGACUUGGAGCAGCUGGAGGCUAAGGAGGCGGCGGCAGCAGCUGCAACAGUUAGCGAAGCAUCCAGUCAGAUCGCCUCUAACCGCAUUUCGGAGCGCAUGAAGGUAUUUCAGUCCACCAAAAAGAAAUGGUUUCGCAAGCAGGAGCAGCAGCAACAGCAGCAGCAGCUGGAUAAAUCCCAGACGGAACUCCAGCUGGAUGUGCAGGCCAAACGCUUGAGUAUGGAGCGCUAUACGGAUAUGUCAAAGCUGUUGCAGGAGCGCUUUGGUAAUGAGGAAGCACUUGUUACUUCGGCUGACACUCAAUCGCUUCACAGCGAAACGGAGACUACGACACUAAGCCAUAGCAUAGAACGUAGUUCGAUGCCCAAGUCCUUGGAUACCCUGCUUCAGAAAUCGAUGUCCCUGCAGGACAUUGAGCUGCUGAAUGGACAGCGUGAACAGCAUCGACCAGAUCUGCUCUCAGCGCACACGGAUGCCAUUAGCGAAGCUGGCAAUGAAUUGGAGGAUGUGGAGAAUCAGACACCACCACCGCAAUCCUUCAUCACGGAGAAGCUUUACAAUGAAUUUCAUGUGAAAACACGUCAGUACAGCAAAUCUUCCGGUAGUUUGCACCAGUUGCGACAUUUUUCGCUGCCCCAAAAGAUGCAGCUUCACGAAUCGGAGCCCGAGAAGCGUAACCAGACGCAAUUCCGUGCCCAGCAACAGCUCCAGUUGGGCAAGGAGCCCAUCACAGGACGACGUGCAGCAGGUGGCGUUUCCUUGCUAGGCGGCUUGGUUGCCCUCUCGCCUGCACCACUGGUUUCGCCCACUUCUUUGGUGGAAGAUGAUCUACCGUACUCCAGUGUACGUGACUCUCUGGUCAUGUCUAGUUUGGAUAGCUCGGAGCAGCAGAGGGACUCAGCGCCCAUUAUGCCUGCUGCCUUGGACUAUGCUAAGGAAAAUAUCUAUGCCGAGAUUUGCGCUUCGCACACCUGUGAUAGCUUCUCGGGUGCUACUCAACUGACCCAGUUGCCACCACACCAUAACGAUAAAGCGGAUGAUGGAGCUGAUGCAGUGGAUGAUGAUGGGGACUACGCCUCGCUCAAAUAUCAGCCGAACGGAUCGCAAUCUGUCAGUCGGGUGGAUAUUAACUGUCCCGCUGCUAACAACGCGAUCAGCUAUCACACGGUAUACCUAGGCGAGGAGCCACUCGGGGAGCAGCAUGUGACCACCGUGGAGCUAGCUGGCGAAGAUAACAUAUACCAUACGCUCAAAUGAUGAUUCUUGUGAUUUCGGCACCGACGCUUAGCCGGCGCCCAAGAGUUAAUCUGAAUGUGAAAGGACAAUGCGAAUUCUAGAAUAUAUUUAUAUGUAUAUCUAUUUUAUUUACAAAGCACUCGUAAAACGAACAAAACUGAAAAAUAAUACACAUAUAUACAUACAAUUUAUGUAAAGCAAAACCUCUAUAGAGCAGGCAACAUUAGAAAGACCCAUAUAGUAAAUAGGUGUAGAGUUACCCAACUGGGGAAAAAAGUAUUUCCAAGAAAAAACCCAAUUUGGUACUGUAUUAAAGGAUACAAAAAAAAACUAAAAUGUAAAAAGUUUCGGAUAUGUUAUGUUUCUUUGUUUAUGCGAAAAUUGAAAAAAGGAAGGAAGAGUCAAUUUGU
Molecule: messenger RNA, 4510 nt
Organism: Drosophila hydei
Lineage: Eukaryota; Metazoa; Arthropoda; Insecta; Diptera; Drosophilidae
Gene: B4
Exons: 7
Coding region: 819-4121 (1100 amino acids)
Biological process (GO): regulation of transcription by RNA polymerase II
Cellular component (GO): nucleus
Molecular function (GO): transcription cis-regulatory region binding
Source: RefSeq, a predicted model, not a curated record